UGCCAGUAUCAAGCCGAUACAGUUACUAUCCUGAGUAUCGACGUUGUAGAUAUUUGGACCGACCCGCCCACGUUGAAGUUGCCGACCCACUUUUGUAAACUACCAAUAUCGUCUCUGGCUGUUUAAGUCCAUAAAAUACACGUUUCAUUUAGGAUGUCAGCUAUUCGUUUAUUUGAAAUCUUAUUUUUCUUGUAUUUUGCGUCUCACAUUCCUAUCACGUUGUUUAUCGACCUGCAAACUGUUCUACCGGAUUAUAUCUAUCCCCAAACUCUGAAAGACGUCGUCCACGUAUACGCGGAGAAGUUUAAUGACCCCAUGGUGUUGGAUCCUCCGGAGUGGUUCAGGUCCUUUAUCGUCUGCGAGGCUUUGUUUCAAACUCCCUUCUUUCCCGUGGCAGCCUACGCUUUCUUCAAGGGAGGCUGUCAAUGGAUCAGGACUGCGGCCAUUGUUUAUUCUUCGCACGUAGCUACCACGCUGGUCCCGAUUCUGUCACACAUCCUCUUCCAUGAGUUCCCAGUUGACGGCCCGCGGGGCCCACAGACGCCACGUGAACGCUGGAUGCUUGCCUCCGUUUACUUUCCGUACUUGUUAGUUCCUGUGCUGCUGCUGUGCACCAUGUUGCUGUCGUCAACGUACAAUCCCAACAAAGCGUCUGUCAAGAAAGCCAAGAAGAAGAACUGAGGUGUUUCCAGGAGAAUAUACACCUUCAGGGAUAGUUCAGGACUUCUGGACUCCUACCUAUGAAGACUUUAUGGACACCUCUCUCAUUAUUAUGCAAUAAAGCUUAUAUAUUAAUAAUAAACAAUUAAAUAAUUGACUAAAAUACAUAAUAGAUUAAAUAUUAAUCUUACACAUUUUUAUUAAUCAAAAUCUACAAAAGGAAAUGUUCUUAUUUUGUUUAAAAUAAUUAUACGGUAAUUACAGUCUGCCUUUUGUCACUUUUCCAGUCUCUCUGUUUUUCUUUAUUGAUCCAUUAAUAACAGGCUUAAUAUCCCUAUUUUU
Messenger RNA from Nerophis lumbriciformis (worm pipefish), 1002 nucleotides. RefSeq names its product transmembrane protein 97 (gene tmem97). The record is from RefSeq and is a predicted model, not a curated record. Lineage: Eukaryota; Metazoa; Chordata; Actinopteri; Syngnathiformes; Syngnathidae. Gene Ontology annotation, cellular component: endoplasmic reticulum.